AGGGCCCAGCUGAGCUUUCGACAUGUCUGGACGUGAGGUCCGUGAGUAUACCAAUCUCAGCGAUCCUAAAGAUAGGAAGUCAGGGAAGGGGAAGGACAAGAUCGAUGAUGAGGACGUCACCUUUCAGCGCAUGGUUGCAAAGAUGCAGGAUGUUGCCGGUGAGAGGGGAGGCUACCUUCAUGGACGAGGAGGAAUUUCAGAGCCUAUGUCAUGUUGGGGCGUCCUGUGGCCGAUGCAAGCCUCCGAUUCGGUCCUGCUGUUCGUCGCCAUCGCCGUGGAACAAUUGCACUUCAAGACUUGGGAGGAGCUGCGGAGUCAGCCGGGAGAAGCGCCGGAGCUGCCUGCCUCCGGUGGCGGUGCCGGGCGGGAGGAAGAGCCGAAGCUGCGAUGCGUGGCGGCACUUGGCGGGAGGCGCCGCAGCUGUGGCGAGUGGGGGCGCGCCGGAGCUGGGCGGGCAGCCCGGCGACCGGCGGUGCCAGGUGAGGAGUUUGGCAGGCGGCGGCGAUGACCGGGGAUAUUGGUUCCGGCUGGGGAAAGGGAAACUGCCACGAACAGAUCGGGUCAAGGAUUAGAUAAGAUUUUGUUUAGUUAGGUUAAGACAUCUGUAUAUAAGGACUGUAUCUCCUCACAAAACAAAUCGUUACCAUGGUUCAGUUGGUUAUAGCUCGCGGGCUUGUGUAGCCCGUGGUCUUGGGUUCAAACCCCAGCCUCUCAAUUUUUUUUCUCUUUUUCUCAUGCGGCCCUUACAAAUGGGAUAGGGGUAAUUUCGUCAUCUAACUUUAGUCAACGUGUAUUGACCAAACGGUAACAGUGAAAAAUGGUCUUUUUGAGCUUGAUAUAACAGAACAGUGGUCUUGGGUUCAAACCCCAGCCUCUCAAUUUUUUUUCUCUUUUUCUCAUGCGGCCCUUACAAAUGGGAUAGGGGUAAUUUCGUCAUCUAACUUUAGUCAACGUGUAUUGACCAAACGGUAACAGUGAAAAAUGGUCUUUUUGAGCUUGAUAUAACAGAACAGUGGCAUUUUUGAGUA
Aegilops tauschii subsp. strangulata is the source of this 1028-nucleotide messenger RNA. RefSeq lists its product as uncharacterized. NCBI's taxonomy places the organism in Eukaryota, Viridiplantae, Streptophyta, Magnoliopsida, Poales, Poaceae. The record is from RefSeq and is a predicted model, not a curated record.